Messenger RNA from Seriola dumerili (greater amberjack), 861 nucleotides. It is a transcript of the gene cidea, whose product is annotated as cell death activator CIDE-A-like. The record is from RefSeq and is a predicted model, not a curated record. The transcript is spliced from 5 exons. Lineage: Eukaryota; Metazoa; Chordata; Actinopteri; Carangiformes; Carangidae. Bases 46 to 681 code for a protein of 211 amino acids. Gene Ontology annotation, biological process: regulation of apoptotic process; apoptotic process.
AGUCUGGAGCUGGUUCUUCUUCGUCACGGACGGACUCGCAUCACCAUGGCGCCGCUGUCCCUCCAGUCCGGGGUGAGGUACGCCAGAGCUCUGCUGCCGGAGACUCUGCUGAGGUCGGUGUCAUCAGUCCAGACCACCAUCUCUCGGCACAUCCUGUCCCCGGCUCAGCCUCGCUGCUUCACGGUCUGCACCCAGAGCCGGAGGCGGCGGCGGAGCUUGGUGGCCUCCUCUGUGGACGAGCUGCUGGAGCAGGUUGCCACGGUGUUUGUGUUGUCCUGCCACUUUCUGACCCUGGUCCUGGAGGAGGACGGGACGGUGGUGGACUCGGAGGACUUCUUCCGGUCUCUGCCCAGCAACACGCCGCUGAUGGUGCUGGAGAAAGGAGAGAUGUGGACGCAGAACAAGAUCUUACCAAGUUUCCGUCAGCCGAAGAGGAAUGGGAUUGCUAAACUGACCUUUGACCUCUACAAGCUGCACCCUAAAGACUUCCUGUGCUGCUUCGGCAUCAAGGCCACUGUGUAUGAGAUGUACACGCUGUCCUACGACUUCAGGUGCACCACAGUGAAACAGGUGCUCAGGUUGGUGCUGCGCUGCUUCACCUACCUGACCAGACUGGCAGGUCAGCUGCUGCUCUGCACAUCCUCCUCCUUACUGCAGUUCACCGGAGACGACGACUGCUAGUGUGUGUGUUCAUUUAACAGCUCACACACUCCGUUUUGCCAAGAUGCGGCUGAUGAAUCCGCUCCAUCAGACUGAAAUGGUUUUAUUUAAAUUGAAUCUGGUUUUAACCGUCUGAAUGUCUGUAGUUUCUGUGUUUAGACGUUUUAUCUUUGUAAAGCUGUAAAAUAGAUGAAAAAUGUU